Molecule: messenger RNA, 2619 nt
Organism: Verticillium nonalfalfae
Lineage: Eukaryota; Fungi; Ascomycota; Sordariomycetes; Glomerellales; Plectosphaerellaceae
Exons: 1
Coding region: 1-2619 (872 amino acids)
Source: RefSeq, a predicted model, not a curated record
AUGUUUCCUUGUCAAACUACUGAGCCCCUACACAACGAUGCCCCUGUCGACUUGUCCGACCGCAAGUCGAAGGCAGGUGUCGUACCCCGCUAUCACGUGACGGUGCCGUGUGUCCAGGAGAGUCCGUCAAAAGCUGACGUCACAGAGAUCCCCACAGAUGUGACAGGUCUCCCACCAAGAGACCGACACCGUCCCCGAUCCCGACCUCCACUACCAGAGCGUACGGUGCCCGCUAAGCCGCCGACGCGCCCGUCCCCUAAGACUUUCUAUCAUCCCGAUUUUCCGGCUCUCGUCCUGGUAUCCGGAACCGACGCGCACAUGGCACGGUCUUCGUCACAGGAGUCUGGUCACUCUCUUCCUCCCGCCUAUUCCUUUGUUGACGGACUAGGGGAUAACCGAUUCCUCGCUCCCGACCCUCGACAAACAUCUACUCAAUCACUGACACCGUCCUUCGUUGGCGGAGAUGAUACUGAGACAAGGCGGACUUUGCUUGUGGUUUACAUCCAUGGCUUUUACGGCAACGACCAGUCGUUUCAGUCAUUCCCUGCUCAUGUACACAAUUACCUCAAGAAUGAGCUGAGUGACAACUAUGUCAUUCACUCCAAGAUCUAUCCCCGGUAUAAGACAUACAAGGCUAUUACGCUUGCCAGAGACAACUUUAGCUCAUGGCUGCAACCUCAUGAGAGUCCUACAACCGACAUCGUUCUCGUUGGCCACUCCAUGGGAGGAUUACUGGCCGCUGAUGUUGCUCUGAUGGUAUUCCAUUACCCACCCACUACCAUACAGAGUGUCUCAAAGCUAACCUCCUCGCAGCCCAAUCGUGACCCUUACUCGUCGCAUCCUCUGAAACAUCGUCUCCUGGGUACCAUCUCUCUUGAUUCCCCUUUCUUGGGGCUUCAUCCAGGUAUCAUCGUUUCGGGCAUCAGCAGUCUUUUCCGGUCCAACCCCAGCCCCCCCGAAACCCCCGAACCGGGGGCGGGACCCUCCACAACAUUGAGUCCCAUACUUUCCGGAACAGCAAGUCCUGAACUCUCUCAAUAUGGUUCCACGACAUCGAUCAACCAAAUUUCUUCCAUUGACAACAGCUCCACAACGUCGAUCUCACCCCAGCCUUCAAAUGACCCCUUCUUCAACCCGUCCUACUUCAACGACGUCCCCUUCAGAGAACAGCCCUUCAAGAAGCGACUGCUACAUUUUGUCAAGAAGCAUUCGUCCGAAGGCGUAAUCGGCGCAGCCAGAAACCAUGUUCUCUCCCAUCUUGAAUACGGCGGCUGCCUUGCAGACUAUCCCGCUCUCAACUCACGCUACAGCAGGAUCCGCGCCCUCGAAGACGUUGACGAACUCCACUCGCUCCGUCAGCAGAGCCAUGGACCUGCUGCGUCGCAGAAUCAACCCCUUGCACGUGUUCGUUUUGUGAAUUAUUACACUAUCAGCACUGGCAGGCCCAAAAGGGUCAAGUCGAGGUCGCACGGCCCAUCGCGCAGCCGUUCACCAGAGCUCGACACGACAACUGACCGCCUGGAGGCUGGAUCGAUGGAAGAUCGCGGUUCCUUGGUAUCGCCUUCAAUGUCUGCCUCGGUAGGCGAUGUGGCCACGCCUGGCAUACGGCUUGCUGAGCCCAGCGGUGUCGAGGAGAAGCUUCUCUCUCCUACCGAAGCUGCUGCAGCACAGGACAACCUGCCACCGGCGGCUUCAAUGCAGCAUAUUGACCCGUUUCCAGAAUCAUCUGAGGUCGGCGACAGCGAGCAUGUUGUUCAUGGCAGCUCAAGCUUGAGCCAGCACCACAAUGACAGCACAGCAGACCUGCCAGCUGUUCCUGAUCUGCCUCCUAGACCGGUGACGCCAGACCUAGAUGCCUGCCCAGAUAAGGAUUCUCGACGCCAGGCAGAGAAAGAAGCCAAGCGCGACCUGAAAACCUACGAGCAGGCCGUGAAGAAUCGCGAGAAGGCCAUCAAGGAGCGCCAGAAAUUGGCGGACAAGCGGCGGAAGAAGGCUGAGAAGGACACCCAGAAGUCAGAGAAGGAGGCUGAAAAGGCGCAAGCCAAGUCCCACACCAGGGAACAGGCCCAGCGUGAGGCAGAGGCCGAACAGAGGCGACAGGAGGCCGAGCAGCGGGCGAAAGAGGCAGUCGACAGAGAACGCGAGGCAGCGGAAAGAGAUGGGCGGCCGAUGCCUGCUCAUGAAGCGCAACAACAACAACAACAACAACAGCAGCAGCAGCAGCAGCAGCAACAACAACAACAACAGCCAUCCAAUGAGCAAUGCCAAGCAGACACCGAUGUCACAGACCGAGGUCGAGAAGGAAGUCCAUCACGAGGCCGCACAACAACAGCGGAGAGGGAGGCCCGCGCUAUCGAGGCAAAAAAGCCGGCGAAAGAGCGCAAGUUUUGUGUGCUGCCGCGUCGAGUCGGCGAGGGAAAGGACGACACGUGGGUAUCAAUCUUCAUGGAGGGCGUGGAUGAGGUAGGUGCUCAUUGCGGUCUUUUCUUCCCAGGCACUCACUACGAGGGCUUGGUCGGUAACGUUGGACAAAGGGUGGUGGAGUGGGCUCAAGAGAGCCUUUCGAACAGGGCCAUUCUCGAGCUGGCGCAGACCACUGAUGAUUUGCGACUUGACUGA